Messenger RNA from Clonostachys solani, 2424 nucleotides. NCBI's taxonomy places the organism in Eukaryota, Fungi, Ascomycota, Sordariomycetes, Hypocreales, Bionectriaceae. The record is from the annotation of a GenBank genome assembly.
AUGCGUCGGUUGCCAUACGAUGUCCUGCGGCUGAUCGCGGAUCAUUUGCACCCUUCUGACGUGGCCUCAUGGCUUCUGACGUGUCGACGUUUGGAGCGUAAUAUUACCCCUGUUCUCUACGACAUGCCAAAGCCAUACGCAGCAAGCCUCUGUACCACAUAUAGAGAGGAUGUACAGGGUGAAGAUGAGAGAGAGGAAAUUAAGACCGGUGAGGAUGACGCAGGUAUUCACUCUAGAGCUUUGAUAGUGAUUUGGGCGGCCAAGCAUGGGCACGCCAAUACCAUCAGAAAAGUUGCGGCGGUAGAGGAGAUAUCGCCACUUCUUCACAAGCGCGUGCCUAGACAGGGGCUACAGGCAAGACUAGGGACGCUGGGUAUGACACCAAUGCACCAAGCUGCUCUGUACGGGAAUGUCGAAGUCAUAGAGCUGCUGGUUGGGCUUGGUGCCUCGCCGGAUGUCGCCGUCGGAGGUUUCCUACGACCACUUCAUCUUGCUCGAAACGAGGCAGUCAUCAAGGCCCUUGUAAAACAUGGCGCUUCUAUUCCUGAUGCUGAAGCUUCACCGAUAUCUCCUCUUGUCUACUCAAUAUUAGUUGGCUCUGAGCCAUCUGCUACUCGCUGCUUUUUGGAGCUUAGCUGCGAUCCCAACGCCCUCUCACCCCAAGGCUUUUCUGCAGGACAUCUCGCUAUACAGAAAGGGCAACUUGAAACUUUAAAGCUCCUCUUAGAUGCAGGCUUAGAUGUCUCGGAUUCCGCACCUCGGAUUGGAACUCUAAUCAGCCAUGCUAUCGUCACACAUCAAAGUUCUGAUCCAAGCUUGGCAUUGCAGAUGGUCACCUUACUGCUGGAUCAUGGCGCCCCCGCCCAUGGAGGCAAGAUGGUCCAAUGGGGCAGUUAUUUCUGCAUACCCUGUCUAUUGAGCAAUCUUCUGUUCGCAACUCGUGAGGAUAAGCCCGACGCUAUGAUCCGCCUGUUGUUGAGUCGAGGUGCUCGAACGGCAACGGGUGUCAGAUGGCCUAAAGAAUUCGCACGUUUAUCUGGAUGGAGCGGUUGGAGUGAUGCGGUCGCGGUCAGCUGGGUCAUACUUAUAAAUCCAAUUACUCAGCUCGCAUCUCGCGUGGACUGGUCUACAGCUUCCAGCAUCGCCGAGAGCUUUGCGACAUUAUCACUUCUUGUUGAUCAAGAUGUGACGAAGGAUGGACCCCGGCGGCUGUGGCGUGCGUUGCUGGCAGAGUUCACGAAUGUCUGGAGAGAUGAGACGUGGGAUGAACUGACCCUGUUCAUGCUCAACCAAGGCUUGGACAUAUUAUUUCAGAACCACGGCGUGGCUGAUGAAGAAAGGCUGGACAUGAUACUCGCAGCAGCCGAAAUAUUGGAGGGGUUCGACUCGAAGCCUAUACUCAAGACUGUGAAAAGCCUGUUGGAGUCGGGCGUAGACCCAAAUGCUCGAUGGAUGCACGCUUUGCGCACGAGGCUCAUGGAUGUCUGCAUGACCCAAAGAAACGUGAAGAUGGCCAAGGUGAUUCGGCUACUCAUUCAGCACGGAGCAGACGUGAAUUACUACGACUCUCGCCGCGGAUGGAUGCCAAAGAACGCUUUGGAAUGCCUCAUAUGGGAUGGGGAGAGCAAUCUGUGUCAAGAAACAGUCGAUCGUCUUGAAGCUCUCUUGUCCAGCGGCAAUCUAGACGUCAACCCUCCUGGGAAUGGCCGCUAUGGCCCACCUCUUCUUUCCAUGGCUCGGAUGAAGAUCGGGUCCUCCUUGUGCCGCGACUUUAGAAGAAAGAUCAUCUCGCUUCUGCUGAGGCAUGGUGCGGAUGUCAACGUUGUCUCUGGUUCUUGGAUGGCGUACCAAAGGAUAUUAAAAAAUUUGAUGAGCUCGAUGGUGACCUUGACAUCAAGCUCCGCCAUACCUAUGGGCCAAUCCUCACCUCUUCAGCCCUUCCUGCCGAUUUACGAAGUAACCUGGGUGAAGCAACUGACAGGAGAAAUUGACCCCAUCACUCCGUACAGAUGGGAUCUGAGGCGGGUCAGAAGCAUCUUCCCUGACUAUGUCUGUGAUGGCGGUAAUGUCCUACAUUUUGCAAGUGUCUGCGCCGACCCAGAGACCUUGAAGCUGCUUCUCAAAAAUGGCGAUCGAAAGCUCAUCAAUGCUAAAAGUACUCCCGGAUUCACACCUCUCAUCACCCUGGUCUACGCGGCGGCCAAUUAUCGAAUGUCAGUUGAGGAUUACAUAGCCAAAAAGAAGCUGCUUCUCAGAUACGGAGCCGAUACCUCUCUUCUAUCAACCAAGGGCCAGACAGCCUGGGAUCUAUGCAUCGAGUCCCAGGAGAAGAAACCGUGGCUCAAGGGAUCUGUGGUCCAUGAUUUACACCCAGAUGUGCGGCCAAAAUGGUAUGAGAAGCAAGUUAAAAAAAUGUUGUAUUGA